Psylliodes chrysocephalus is the source of this 2157-nucleotide messenger RNA. The record is from the annotation of a GenBank genome assembly. NCBI's taxonomy places the organism in Eukaryota, Metazoa, Arthropoda, Insecta, Coleoptera, Chrysomelidae.
CCAACUGUUGUUAGUUGUUACAGUAAAGACUGUAUUAGUUGUGAUAGGUUGGAACCAAGCCACAUUUAGUAGAAUUUGGUUCAAAAAACAUUUUUUAAUGGGAAUAGUGUAAAAAUAGGUCCAUACUGAAUUUUACAUAAUUUGAAGGCUAACAACAGAUUAGGCGUUAAAGGGCACCAUAGUGGGAAAGAAAGAUAAACGAUGAAAUAAAAUUAAACGUAUAUUUCAUUAGUGAAUUCAGCUAUGUAGUGCUGGUAAGAACUAAGUUAUAGGUCACCUACGACUGGCAACAUAUAUACUAUUUCGUUUCCUAUCCUUCAUAUACAAAUGGCUAUUUAUUAUUCACUUGUUUACUAUGUUUGAGAGUCUUUGGUAGUCCAAAAAAAGCACGGAAGAAAAUAGGCUAUUUAAAUGAAGUAUGGGUAUGGCAAAGUGGAUCACAGAAAAAAUGAGACCAUAACCCAAGAAGAAGAAAAUUUAGGUACAAAAAUAGAGGACAAAUGUAAUAAGAAUGAAUAGAAAUAGUUUAGUAAAAAAGAACUAUGAUCUUAGAACCGAAAAGAAAGUAUGGACAGGCCAAGGAAGAACUGGAACACUAAAACUAUAGAAAUUGACAAAAAAAAAAGCAAAAAUUUAGAAGAAAUGAGACUAUUAUCAAAGAACGAGAAAGGGCGAAAGAAAUAGGUGAAAUAAUAAUAAUUUAUUUACUCAAUAAAUAAUAAAAAAAACUUAUUUUAUAACUCAGUGGUGGCCAUGAUACAAUAAGAAAAGUAUACUUAGUAUAUAGUGUGUACGAGGUACAAACAUUCUAAUUGAAACGUUUUAAGAUAUAUUAAGUAUCGUAAGAUAUUUUUUAUUCAAGGUUUAGAAAAGAUUGAUGUUUUUAAAAUGUUAGUAAAACAAGAUUAUGUACUUUUGAAAUAUAAAAUUGUAUGUAAGGGGGUGAAUUAGAGGGAGUAUUAUUAUGUAUGUGAUGUUCUGUCGCUAAUGCAUCGAGGAAAUAGUCUCGAUGCCUAUAAUGACCCUUCCAAUCAUAUCUUCUCAAAGAAGUAAGAUUUGGAGUAGCUUCAAGUUAGAUAGAUCGCCCUCUUAUAUUUGGUAUGCACCUAAGUAUAGUGCCCAUGAAUUCUGGAGUGCUACACAUUCAGUCAGAAUAUGAAUAGAGGUUCUGUCUUCCUCCUCACAGAUUCUGCACUCACUAUCUUCUAAUGGGUGUAUCUUCUAGUGGUACCCGAUAUUUUUUUCAAAUACCUUGACAACCAGGUGACAGAUCGCCAUGUUUUAGAAACGUCAGUCUAGUACAAUUUUAACAAUGAACCACCUCACACCACAACAACGUGCUGAAAUUGUAAAAAUGUAUUUUCAAAAAAAUUCCUCUGUUACGCUGACUCGACGCGCGUUCAGAGCAAGGUAUUGUAGCCAGAAUGCGCCUACCCCGAAGACUACUCGUGCUUUGGUUGCAAAAUUUAAUGCACAGGAUAUUUGGCAACCUCUGUCCGUCGGAGAAUAAGCCGCAUGAGGUGGUCGAACAUGACAUGGGCGACUAUUGGUUCCAGCAAGACGGCGCAACAUGCCAUAGAGCCCGUCUAACAAUGGAUUUAUUGCGUACCACGUUCCCGAAUCGAUUGAUAUCAAAAUACGACAAUUUCGACUGGCCGGCUCAUUCACCAGAUUUGACCGCACCUGACUUUUUCCUGUGGGGAUAUCUGAAGGGAAAGGUUUAUGCCGAUAAACCAGCCACUCUCCAACAACUUAAAGUCAACAUACCCCGAGAAAUCGCUGCCAUUCAACCCGAAACAUUCCAAAAAGCGAUGGAAAAUGCCGAAAAACGGGCCGAUUUGUGUGAGGCGUCCGGAGGUGGCCACUUGGCCGAUGUCAUCUUCAAAGUGACCAAAUAAAUUGUAAUGGAUCCAAUUUCAAUAAAAAAAACAUUUAUUACAAAAAAAUUCACUGUCAAAUUCACGAAGUAUAGAUACAAGGAGUCCGAACGUAAUGUUGAAUGAAUGGCAUCAAUUUGGGGGACAGACUUUUUGCCGGUAGGGCGCGCCACUUUUGAAGAAGUACUCGUUUAAUUAUUAUUUGAAAAUUAAACAAAAUUAUUAAUCAAGCAUUUGUUAAAAACAAAUUUUUAAUAUUAUUUAGAGGUUACUCACUUUU